This is a messenger RNA of Rosa rugosa (rugosa rose), 441 nucleotides long. RefSeq lists its product as uncharacterized. The transcript has a single exon. The coding region runs from base 1 to 441 and encodes 146 amino acids. The record is from RefSeq and is a predicted model, not a curated record. Lineage: Eukaryota; Viridiplantae; Streptophyta; Magnoliopsida; Rosales; Rosaceae.
AUGGAGGAGUCUGCUGCCGGUGCCGAUGAGGUGGAGAUGGUGACGUGUCACUGCUGCGGGUUGGAGGAGGAGUGCACGCCGGGAUAUAUAGCGCGGGAAAGGGAGAAGCACCAUGGCCGUUGGAUCUGCGGGCUUUGCUCGACGGCGAUCGAGGACGACAGGAUGAAGUUGCAGAGGAAGAUCACCGCCGACGAGGCCAUCAGGCGCCACGUCAAGUUUUACGAGAACUUUCGGUCGACGUCUCCGAGGAGGAGUGUGGAUUCUUCCGCGGCGGAGGAGGAGGAGAAGGACUUGUUGAUCUCGAAGGUGAUGCAGCUCCUGCGGCGGACUUUGGACUCGCCGAGGAGGACCGGGACGGGUUCCGGUCGCGGGGCGUUUGAUCACCGUCUUUUGAGGUCGAAGAGCUGCUUUGCGACUAUAGGAGAGAAGGGUCUAGACUGA